Messenger RNA from Mesitornis unicolor (brown roatelo), 1524 nucleotides. It is a transcript of the gene PIGW, whose product is annotated as phosphatidylinositol glycan anchor biosynthesis, class W. Gene Ontology annotation, molecular function: glucosaminyl-phosphatidylinositol O-acyltransferase activity. Gene Ontology annotation, biological process: protein localization to plasma membrane; GPI anchor biosynthetic process. Gene Ontology annotation, cellular component: membrane; endoplasmic reticulum. The transcript has a single exon. NCBI's taxonomy places the organism in Eukaryota, Metazoa, Chordata, Aves, Mesitornithiformes, Mesitornithidae. The coding region runs from base 1 to 1524 and encodes 507 amino acids. The record is from RefSeq and is a predicted model, not a curated record.
AUGUCACAAAAACAUCUGAAAGAAGUCUUUAUCAGCAACUUAAAUGGAACCAGUUUGCUGGAAAUUUCACUGGGCUUGUCUCUACCUCCACUUUGCCUGCUUGGCAGGGGACUCCUCUUGAUUUUGUAUUAUCUGCACUAUGGGAAACCUUUAAAUUCAAGGAAAUACAGCCUGCUGCUAGACUUCCUUGUGCUGGUAUCUCCUCUUCUGUUCUCCUGUACGGUCUUGUCUCCAAUCAUCUUUCUCAUGCCAGCUAUCAUUGCAGCCUUCUGUGCUGGAAUAUUUACUACAAUAUACAGCCAAAGAAAACAAGAGACCAGAGUGCCUUUUAGGCAAAUUGUAAAAGACUUCCAGAAGACGUACUUGGAUCCAGAAUACAUUCCAGCAAUAACUGUGUUUCGUGUUUAUGUCAAUGUGUUGACAGCAAUCAGCAUUUUAGCAGUGGAUUUCCCGCAAUAUCCAAGGCGAUACGCCAAAGCCGAGACCUAUGGAACAGGAGUUAUGGAUCUGGGAGUUGGAGCGUUUAUUUUUGGUAAUGCUCUCGUUUGUCCUGAAGUUAGACAAAAGUCUUGUGUGACACAGCCAAGAUUUGCCAAUCUGGCCAGGCAGUUCUUUUCUGUUUGGCCGCUGUUUUUUCUUGGCAUUGGACGACUGCUUAGUGUUAAGUCUAUAGAGUAUCAUGAACAUACUUCAGAGUAUGGAGUGCACUGGAAUUUUUUUUUCACUCUAGCAUUUGUGAGGCUUGCAGCAUCUCUACUUUUAGCUAUCUUUCCAAAAAAUAAAUCUUGGAUUGUUGCUAUAUAUCUCGCUGUACUUUAUCAGCUCAUUCUUAACACUACCUCUCUGAAGAUGUUUAUCUUGCAUGGUAGCAACGGCAGAGAUACCAGGGUCGGCUUUGUAAACGCCAACAGGGAAGGGCUGCUCUCUCUUGUUGGAUACCUCGCUAUAUACAUGGCAAGCGUCCAGGUGGGGCUCUGCCUGCUGAAGCGCAGGAGCUCAGUCAGAGAGUGGCUGGAAGCAGUGUGUUUCUUGCUGCUGACAGUUGUCCUGCUCUUCCUCUUUCUUCACGUCUCACAAGUACACGCGGACCCGGUGUCCCGCCGGAUGGCGAACCUAUCCUACUGCAUAUGGGUGGUUACUCACUGCUUGACUUUAUUUCUCUGGUUUCUAGUGACUGAUCUCACCUUGGUGUUCACACAGCUUCUCGUGAAGGGGUCCAGUGUGCCCUGUUGCUGGAACGCUGCAAAGCCCCCUAUGACUAGUACAAAACAUGAAACAGAGACCGUGCCUAGGGGAAGGGAAGGCAAGGAAAAACUGCACAUUUGCCUCAUUAGUGCUAUUAAUAAAAAUCAAUUACUGUUUUUCUUGCUAGCAAAUGUUAUGACUGGUAUGGUGAAUAUACUGAUAGAUACAAUCCACAGCAAGACUGCAUUUACAUUGUGUAUACUGCACUUGUAUAUGUUUCUUAACUGUUUAAUUAUGUAUAUAUUGCAUGCCAAAAAUAUAGUAUUAAAGUUUUGGUGA